Nematolebias whitei (Rio pearlfish) is the source of this 890-nucleotide messenger RNA. RefSeq names its product bifunctional heparan sulfate N-deacetylase/N-sulfotransferase 4. Gene Ontology annotation, cellular component: Golgi apparatus. Lineage: Eukaryota; Metazoa; Chordata; Actinopteri; Cyprinodontiformes; Rivulidae. The transcript is spliced from 3 exons. Bases 41 to 331 code for a protein of 96 amino acids. Gene Ontology annotation, molecular function: deacetylase activity; heparan sulfate N-sulfotransferase activity. The record is from RefSeq and is a predicted model, not a curated record.
CGUAGACGGAGCCUUGCUGCGAUCCAACCCCCUACUGGUGAUGGAGGGAAUCCAGCGGUUCCUCGGUGUUACUCCUGUCUUCAACUACACACAGGCUCUAAUGUAUGACGACAGCAAAGGGUUCUGGUGUCAGCGAGUGGAAGGAGGUCGAGCCAAAUGUCUGGGCAAGAGUAAAGGCAGGAAGUAUCCAGAGAUGAGCCCUGAGUCCCGUGCCUUCCUAGCAGAGUACUACCGUGACCACAACAUCGAGCUGCUGCGUUUGCUGAACCGUUUGGGUCAACCACUACCGUCCUGGCUUCGUCAAGAACUCCAGAGCACCAGCCGAAGUUGAUCCGGUCAGAUCUGAGGCGAAGACGAUGUUUGGCUGUGGAUUAGAUCGUUCUUCCUGAUCCGCAGUCGACAAAUACCACUUACUCUGAGGGCUACGCUCGAGCUCAUGGUACCAGUGCUCCUGUUCACUGGAAACAAGAAGACUGGACAACAUGAACUCGUCAGGGUUUAGGGUUCCUAUCAGAUUCACGAGGACUCCCUCUUAAUGCGUUGCUAACUUCCUGUAAACCCCAGCACACGUCGGCCUGUGUGCCGGACUGGGCCGACACCACACACCAACCAGGAACUACCCAGUGGGUCAUGAGCUUUAAAAACAGAGGAGUCAGCCAUGAUGCGAGACUGUGGCGUGGACGAGGCACGUGUAGAGCCUCAUCCACGUGGUCGCUCCUACAAAAUGAUUGUAAAGGACGAGGUUCAGGUGAGAACAUCAGCAGCCAGCAGCUUUAAGCAGACUGUCCACGCAGAGCCCUGAUCCUGGUCCACCUUUCUCUCUGAAGAGGCAACUUGUCCGGAAGCGACUGAUCAGCACUGAGCCUGGGGGGGAACACGGCCCCACUUCA